Trichoplax adhaerens is the source of this 312-nucleotide messenger RNA. RefSeq lists its product as uncharacterized. The coding region runs from base 1 to 312 and encodes 103 amino acids. The record is from RefSeq and is a predicted model, not a curated record. NCBI's taxonomy places the organism in Eukaryota, Metazoa, Placozoa, Uniplacotomia, Trichoplacea, Trichoplacidae. The transcript has 2 exons.
AUGAAUUUCAAAUUGGUCUUGAUUGCUUGUUUGUUGUUCGUCGCCACGGCUUAUGCCGCGGAAAACGAUGAAAUCCCAGAGGAGAUUGAAAAAGAAUUAGCGGAUAUUGAGCAUCCCAUUGAAGAUCGCGAAGAUGAAGAAAACGAAAUCCUAGCAAAAGAAGCUGAACUUGAAAAUCUGAAAGAAGAUGAAAUGAAAGAAAACGCAGUCAAAGCAGCGUGGUGGAGAAGACGUCGACGCCGUAGACGAAGAAUUUUCCUUACCCGACGUUCGUGGUGGAACCAGCGUGUUCCAGGAUAUUACGGCCGUUAA